UACAAUGGAGAAACAUCAGCUUAUGAGGACAUUUAUAUCAACUGCAUUGGAUUACACUAAACAUCCAAGUGAAACAACCGCCUCGAUGUUACAACGAAAUCUUGGUGUAAUAAGCGUAUCAUUGGAUUUAAGUAUAUUUGACCCUGGAACCAGCAUAGCAGCAGAAUUCUAUGUUAGUUUGCAUGAACUUAUGAAUUCUUUGGCAUCAAGGACCACUUUGAUUUGGAGUGCGGUCGAUGUUUUACAAAAUGCUUGUCGAAAUACUGCUGCAAGACAAGCUCUCAUUCACAUUUACAAAUUUGCACCUAUAUUGGCCAGAUUAUUGGAGGCUAAUUUAACAAGCGAGAAAAGAAUACAGGUAUUAAAGUUACUUCAAGAAUUAACAUACGGCAUAAGAAUUUCUUGGCAAGAAACCCAUUUACCUUAUUUAAUAUCAAUAUUAACACAGUGGGUUACACAGUCUAAAGAAGAAGACAUUAUUGCACUUUCAUUAGGUGUAUUAGUAAAUCUUUGUUACAAAAAUCUUCCAGCAGUGUAUACCUUGAUGAGGACAAUAAAUACAAAGACAUUUAUGCGAACAUUGUUAAAAUUGCAACAUUGCAAUGUUAACAUCAGUGUACAGUGUUGUAAACUUUUAAUUAUACUAGAGCAUUCGAAUACAAACAUUUCAGAGAAAUACAUCUUGGAUUUUGCUGCUGUUACAUUCAGUACUCUCAUUACUGCAAUGAAACAAAAGGACGUUUUGCUACUGAGACACGUCAUAGAUUUCUUUAAUGAUGUUUCACAAAAUGAACAUUCUCACUGUGUGUUACUUACAUAUGUAUCUUAUGGCAAAGAUGUGGAAGAUGUAUUGGUUACAUUAAAAGACAAUGCGGAUCCAGAAUGCGUCGCUCUUGUAAUGGAAUUUUUAUCAUCAUUAGUAAAAUUAAAAUUACAUAGUUUAGUACCCUUGUAUCCUUUAUGCGUGAAAACAGCUAUGACAUGGGUUCCUGUGGAACAGGUGUGUUCUAAAGCAUUAACGUUGAUCAGAGUAGCUGUAAUUGAUGCACGACGUACCAAAACAUCUGCCGAAGUUUUGGCAGAAUUGGAUGCUUCCGUUUUGAUGCUAAUUAUAAAUUUAAAAAACAACGACAUUCAAGGGACACAGGAAUUGAGUUUGGAAACAGAAACGAGACUAGCAGAAUUAAUGCAAUUAUUCCAGGAAAUGGUUAAAACUGCCCCGCUUAGAGCAAAAGUCAUGCAGUCCUUGAAUGAAAAUAUGAUACGUAAAUUAUUAAGCCCAAUGUUGGAUUCUGAAACAUGUACUGCUGGUGAUUUUCCAGAAAAUUUUAUUCAAAAUCCUACUACAAAUCUAUGCAUCCACGUAUUAGCUUUGACUGCUGACCUGGCAGCUCAUAAUUCAAAUUGGUUAACGUUAUAUUCUGAACUGCGUCGAAAAAAACAGAUUCAAAUGACAAUGGCACAUGCGCUAUUCACUGGCGAUGGAGAUGUUAAACAAAAAGUUUUACAAUUGGCGUCGACUGUAGGAUUUCCUCAGGAAUGUGUUUGCGCGGUGGCAGAAUGUAUGAAGCAAUUGGAACCUCUGAUAUUGGUACAGAGUACUCCUGGUGCGGUAACAAAUUUUGGAAGCAAGAUGUCCAUCACUUCAAAUAGCGAUAUGGCGCCACUUUUCUCUUUCGCGCAAGAAGAACGGCUCGACGCGUUUUUAACAAAAUUGGAAGUAGCUUACGAGACAAAUCAACUAGGUGAUAUUACCACGUCUGCAGUAAUGGAAUUGUAUGAAUACAAGCUAGCAGCGAUGAGACACGCUGAAAGGGCUAUGCAAUCCAGUUUAGAGGCAGCAAACAAUCAUGGAACUAGUUUACAACACAGACUUGCACAAGUAGUAGCCGAAUCGACUCGAUUGCAUCAAAUGCUGUUCGACACACAACAAUGUUUGGAAGGAGUGAAAUCUAUGUUAGCAGCCAAGUUCGCUGAAGCAGAGGAACAGAGUAAAAAAGCAGUCGCUAUUAAGAAACAGGAGAUCGACGCAUUGAGAAAAAUAGUGACAGAAAAGUGUGCCAGUAUUGAUCAUUUAAACAUAGUACUUUCACAAUAUAAGCACGAACUAGAAACCAGUAUUAAUAGGAUCGAUGAAUUAAAUAAAAAAAUAAAAGAGUUGGAAGUUGAAUGUAAAAAUGCGGAUGCAAGGACUAGAGAAAUGGCUAAUAGGAAUGACGAGUUGAACAAAAUCCUCCAUACAAUGCAAGAAGAACUUAAUAAAAGGGAUCAGGUAAUAGAAUCGAAAAACGCGGAAAUUCAAUCCAAUCAAAAAAACAUUUCUGCACUUCAACAAAAGACUCAACAAUUAUCACAAUUAGUGCAUACAUAUGAAGAGAGUAUUGCAGAAAAAGAGGAGAGUCUUAAGAAAAUGAGAGAAGAACUGACGAAUCUAAGCCGCAUGCGGGACAUGAUUUUUGAGAUCACUGCCAAGAAAAAGGAGGAUUUAAACAAAAGCUAACAUAUUACAUCUUUACU
Messenger RNA from Colletes gigas, 2517 nucleotides. Its product is annotated as protein CIP2A homolog. The record is from RefSeq and is a predicted model, not a curated record. Lineage: Eukaryota; Metazoa; Arthropoda; Insecta; Hymenoptera; Colletidae. The coding region runs from base 5 to 2500 and encodes 831 amino acids. The transcript has 10 exons.